AUUACAUUGCGGGACACUAUUAUAUUACCUUCAGUGUGUGCUGUUGCUUUCUUCCUCUCGCCUAAUAUCGUCUUAUUCGUGUGUAAUCUUUGUUCUAAAUAUGUCGUCUAACCGUGCAGAGAAAUCCGGCCUUUCCAGAGAUAUCCAGAAAAAGCUUGAAGCUAAGUACAGCCAGGAUCAGGAGGCACAGUGCCGAGCAUGGAUUGAGGAAGUCCUCGGAGAGAAACUGUCCAACUCGGAAUUGGGAAUGCACAACUUCCAACAGUGCCUCAGGGACGGACAAAUCCUUUGCAAGCUCCUCAACACUCUCAACGGAGAGCCCCUCGUCAAGAAGAUUAACCAACAGAAGAUGGCCUUCAAACAGAUGGAGAACAUCGAACAGUUCAUCAAGGGAUGCAAGAUCUUUGGACUCAAGGACGGAGAUAUCUUCCAGACUGCUGAUUUGUACGAGUGCCAAAACAUGAGCCAGGUUAAUGUCGCUCUUUACGCUGUAAGUGCCGUCUCCAUUAAGAACGGCUGGACAGGGCCCUCUAUCGGGGUAAAGCUGUCACAGAAGAACGAGAGAACGUUCACAGAGCAACAGAUGAAUGACGGCAAGACGGUGAUAGGUCUUCAGUACGGCACUAACAAGGGGGCCAGCCAAGCGGGCAUGAAUAUCGGCAAAACUAGGCACAUCAUGGACUAGUGUAGUCACUAGUGUAGGACCGCCAGAUAAUAUUCAUAUUGAACUGUUUACAUUCAUGAUUAUACUAUGAGGACUUUUAGGUUUUUGCUUUGAUUACAUUUAUUAAGAUUAAACUAAUUGUGGCAUUUUUCAAGUUUUUUUCAAUUUUUCAGAUUUUCAUGAUCAUAGCCCAACGAUUUAAGAUAUUUUUCGAAAUGUCAGUGAAAUCUGGAAAUUACAGCAAAAGAUUAUUGGCCAUAAGAUUAUUCCAACUGGUGCCUGUGGCUGAUGGCAACGGCACAAUGAUUAACAUGACUAGUAUUACGAUGUAAACAAUUACUUGAUUCUCCAACGGCACCACAUGAUCCACCAAGAUAUCCAGAGCAACACUAUCCGGGCUCCAAAGCAAGAUUCUAGAACUCCAUAGCAACACCCCUAAUCUCCAUAGCAACACGCUGAUCUCCAUGGCAACACCCUAAAUCCUGAUCUCCAUAGCAACCCUAGUAUAAGCGCAGCAGCUAACCCUCGUAUGUAUCAGGUUCUAUGCACCCUAUACGCUGUGGGCUCUGUGGCCAGUAAGAACGGUUACACUGGAGCCUCUAUUGGAGCGACGAUAUCUGAAGCUAACCCUAGAGAGUUCAGUGACGAGCAGCUUAAGCAGGGUGACACUAUGAUAGGCCUGCAAAUGGGGAGUCAUAAGGGGGCCAGUCAAUCUGGCAUGAACAUUGGCAAAUCUAGGAGUAUCAUGGAUUAAUACUCUCAUUCUAUAAAUUGCCAUAUUUGAUUCGAAAAAUAGUCAAUUUGUAAAAUUUUGACGGAUGAAGGCCGAAAGGCCGAUGAAUUUUAAAGUUAUUUCGAAUUACUUGAUUUUUGGAAGUUAAAAAGAUGUCAAUGUCCUUUAAUGUUUAAAGUAUAAUUGUUUAGAAAUUAUUUUUAAACUCAAAA
This is a messenger RNA of Bolinopsis microptera, 1609 nucleotides long. Its product is annotated as myophilin-like. Gene Ontology annotation, biological process: actin filament organization. Gene Ontology annotation, cellular component: actin cytoskeleton. Gene Ontology annotation, molecular function: actin filament binding. Lineage: Eukaryota; Metazoa; Ctenophora; Tentaculata; Lobata; Bolinopsidae. The record is from RefSeq and is a predicted model, not a curated record. The coding region runs from base 101 to 685 and encodes 194 amino acids. The transcript has 5 exons.